CUGUCACAUCAGCAUGGCUUUCUCAUACUACGAAUACCUACCGUCCAAAGCAGCGGCCGCGAUUGCUUGCCUCGUCUUCGUCGUCCUCACUCUCGUUCACUCCUGGCAACUCUUCCGCACGCGGACUUGGUUCUUCAUCCCCUUCGUCAUCGGCGUCGAAGUGAUCGGAUACGCUGCCCGAGCAAAGUCUGCAGGCCAACAUCCGGAUUACACCUUGAUGCCAUACAUUCUCCAAUCCCUCUUUNUGCUCCUCGCACCCACUCUCUUCGCAGCAAGCAUAUACAUGGAACUUGGCCGCAUCCUCGACCUCACAGAAGGAGAAUCCCGCUCUUUGAUCAGGCGAAAACUGCUCACCAAGAUUUUCGUUCUGGGAGAUGUGCUUUCGUUCUUCGCACAGAGCGCUGGCGGUGGUAUGCUUGCUCAAGGCAUGUCCUCUGGAAACAAAAUCAUCAUUGGAGGAUUGGUGCUCCAACUGUUGUUCUUCGGCUUCUUCAUGAUAUCGGCUGUGGUGUUCCAUCGUCGCAUGUCAAGCAAUCCGACGGUGAAAGUCAAGAGUAUGCCUUUGCCUUGGAAGAAACACCUUCUUGCGCUGUAUGCUGGAAGUAUCAUGAUCUUGGUUCGCUCACUCUAUCGGCUGGUGGAGUAUGUUCAGGGUGGUAGCAGUGGGUACAUUGUUGAGCAUGAGUGGACGUUGUACGUCUUUGAUGCUGUUCUCAUGCUGGGUACUAUGAUGGUCUUCUUUUGGGUUCAUCCGAGCGAGAUCAGAGCGCUUAUGCGUGGUGGGCGCGCACUCCAGGGUUGGAUGCCUUUGAGAGUGCUUGCGCCGCUACACACUCCGGUG
This is a messenger RNA of Aureobasidium vineae, 841 nucleotides long. Lineage: Eukaryota; Fungi; Ascomycota; Dothideomycetes; Dothideales; Saccotheciaceae. The record is from the annotation of a GenBank genome assembly.